AUGACUUCCCCUUCUGCGACAGCAGUUCCUUCGGCCGCCUCUGCGGCUGCCAGCCUGAGCGCAACAGAGGGCAAUGCGACCACGACACCCCAAGUGCCCAAAAAGACGAAGCUUCAUGGCAGGGCUUUCUACGAGAGCAUCGGUAGCCCGAAGUACAUCGUUGCUCCUAUGGUGGACCAGUCUGAGUUUGUCUGGCGCAUGCUGACCCGAUCCUUCCUGCCCACCGAAGAGCAACAUAAGCUCCUUUGCUAUACGCCCAUGUUCCACGCGCGACUGUUCACCGAAGCACCAAAAUACCGCGACUCCCAUUACCAACCGAUCCGCGGCCCUCUCACCGAAAACAGCCCGCGCCCGGGCUCGCCCGAUUACGUUCCCUUCCUCGACGGUAAUCCCUCGAUCGACCGUUCCCUCUUCGUCCAGUUCUGCGCCAACGACCCGUCCUACCUGCUCUCCGCCGCGAAGCUCGUAGCUCCCUAUUGCGAUGCCGUCGACCUAAACCUCGGCUGCCCACAGGGUAUCGCCAAGCGCGGCCAAUACGGCUCCUUCCUGCAAGAGAACCAGGAGCUCAUCUUCGAGCUGAUCAACACCCUGCACAAGGAACUCGACAUCCCCGUGACGGCCAAGAUCCGCAUCCUCGAGACCAAGGAGGCCACCCUCAAGUACGCCCAGAACGUGCUGCGCGCCGGCGCCAGCAUCCUCACGGUGCAUGGCCGACGAAGGGAGCAAAAGGGCCACCAGACGGGUUUGGCUAACUGGGAGUACAUUCGCUACCUGCGCGAGAACCUGCCCAAGGAGACGGUCAUUUUCGCGAAUGGAAACAUUCUCCAAUAUUCCGACCUAGAGAAGUGCUUAGAGGCCACGGGCGCCGACGGCGUCAUGAGCGCUGAAGGCAACCUCAGUGACCCGGGUCUCUUUGCGAAGCCCCCCGCCGUGGGCGAGGAAGGGAGGGAGUACUGGCGCAGCAAGGAUGGCAGCCGGGGCGGCUGGCGCGUCGACGCCGUGCUGAGGCGGUACCUGGAUAUCAUCUACAAGUACGUCCUGGAGCAGGAGCCGCCGGUACGGAGACCGCUGUUCAUGCCAGCGGCGAACCACCAAGAAAAAAACACAAGUCCGCCAAUGGCACCGCUUCAACUCCCUCCACAACCACCAUCACUUCCGCCACAUCCACGGACACCACAAACCCCCCACCUCCACCCGAAAACCCUCCAAACUUCUCCCAACCUCGUCUCCAUGCAACCCCACUGUUUCCACCUCCUCCGACACUUCGUCACCACGCACACCGACGUCCGCGACAUGCUCGCCCGCGCCCGUAACGGCGCUGAUAUACUCAAAUACGAAGCCAUCCUCGCGCAAGUCGAGCGCAAGGUCGCCCAGGGACUUCUCGAGUACGAACGCACCGGCGGGGCAUCAUUCGACAUUGAUGAACUGGAGAAGCUGAUGAAGGAGACGAAAGAACCCCAAAACGACCCGGAGUCUUCGGCGAAAGCCAGGCGAGAGAAUAAGAGGCCUUGGUGGGUGGUUCAGCCCAUCAUCCGCCCGCUGCCCAAGGAGGCGUUGGCCAAGGGGGCGUUGCAGUUGAGCAAGAAGGAGUUGAAGGCGCAGGCGGCGGCUGCUGCUGACAAGUUGAAGACCGGGGCUGCUGGAGCCGCUGUUGCAGCUGUGGGUGCGGCUGUGGCUUCGGUUUUUGGCGCUGGUGCUACUGAGGCGAAGAAAGACGAGGAGGAGAAGAAGACGGUUGAAGAGGCCGCGCCGGCUCCUGUUCAGGGAGAGAAUGGCGCAGAGACGGCGGUCGAAUCGUUGGAGACUACGACGAGUUAUCCCAAGAGUGAGUUGGUUAGUGGUUAG
This is a messenger RNA of Sordaria macrospora k-hell, 1845 nucleotides long. The record is from RefSeq and is a predicted model, not a curated record. Lineage: Eukaryota; Fungi; Ascomycota; Sordariomycetes; Sordariales; Sordariaceae.